CAAAGGGGUCCCACAAAGGGUACACACGUUCUCACAGUAAAACGAGCAACACAGAAUUCGGAAUCGGGCCUCGCCAGCCAGCAGAAUCUUGGAUUGCAUCGCAUCUUGAGCAGCUCAUCAUCCUCCUCAGUAGCUCCGUUCAUAAAUGUCGCCGCUUCGGUAGGCCAACCAACAACGACUCACAAUGCGCUUCGCUGCGUUACAACCAAAGUUUUCCUUUCCAUCAACUAAAGCAGUUGUGUUUGUAUAAAUAAAACCCCUCUCACUUUGAUCUCAGAAUUCCUAAUUCCUUUUGAAUUUCGCGAUGGCUCAUCCUCCUAUCAAAUUGAAGCAAUCUGCGUCGAGCUCAGCGGCGCAGACUCUAACGUCGUCGUCGUCCGCCCAGGAUGCCCGACUCCUCGUCCGCGAAACGCUGCGUAUCAGCGCCAAUCUCGCUGAUUCGGCGGCUCAGCCGCUUUCUUCUUCUUCUCCUUUGUCUGCUGCUUUGGUUGAUUCGUCGGAGUUCGUGAAUUCCAGCUUGAGGUUGAUCUGCUCCGAGGAAAUCGACGGCCGGAGAUGGAGCUACGUGGCGGAGAAGGACGCCUCCGGAAGGUUCAAGAAGGGCUCUUCCAUUCGCGCCCUUAGUUCCCACAAUCCUCAUACUCCUCCCAUUGAGGAGGUGAUGUCAUUUGUGAGAUCUUAUGUACUUCCGGAAGGUUUCCCCGAUAGCGUUACUUCUUCAUACGUCCCGUAUAUGACAUGGAGAGCUUUGAAGCACUUCUUCGGUGGAGCAAUGGGUGUUUUCACGACUCAAACACUUUUGAGUUCAGUUGGAGUCUCUAAGAACAGAGUGGCUCCAGGAGCUGUCGCUAUUAACUGGAUUCUCAAGGAUGGUGCUGGUCGUGUUGGAAAAAUGAUUUUUGCCCGCCAAGGAAAGAAGUUUGAUUAUGACUUAAAACAGCUACGGUUUGCAGGUGAUCUUCUUAUGGAGGUGGGUGCUGCUGUGGAGUUGGCAACUUCAGCUGUGCCACAUCUUUUUCUUCCUUUGGCUUGUGCUGCUAAUGUAGCAAAGAAUGUUGCUGCUGUAACAUCAACAUCAACUCGUACACCAAUUUACAAAGCCUUUGCUAAAGGAGAGAAUAUCGGGGAUGUCACUGCUAAAGGAGAAUGUGUUGGGAAUAUUGCAGAUCUGCUAGGAACUGGGCUGAGCAUAAUGAUCUCAAGAAGAAACCCCUCCUUGGUUACUACAUUUGCCUUCCUUUCAUGUGGAUAUGUCCUCAGCUCUUACCGAGAGGUUAAAUCUGUAGUGUUGCACACAUUGAACCGGGCAAGAUUCACUGUGGCAGUAGAUUCCUUCCUUAAGACAGGACGAGUCCCCUCAUUGCAGGAGGGGAACAUGAACGAGAACAUAUUCAGUUUUCCAUGGUUGAAAGAGAAGCCUGUUGUUCUUGGAUCGAGAUUUAGGGAUGCAUUCCAAGACCCAGGUGCAUAUCUUGCCAUAGAGCCUCUCUUUGAGAAAGAGAGAUAUAUUGUGACAUAUAAUCCUUCAAAGGGUAAAAUAUAUGCACUGCUCAAAGAUCAGGCAAAGUCAGACGACAUUCUGAAAGCUGCCUUCCAUGCUCAUGUGCUUCUGCAUUUUAUGCAAUCAUCAAAUGAGAGUCGAUCUUCUGCUCGGAAGCAGAGGGAGUAUGACUAUCCGGAUAUUGUGUCCACAGCUACUGAUCUCGAGGCUCGUAUUGCCGAGUCAUGUAAGAUGGUCUCAACCUCAUAUGGGAUUUUCAAGAGCAAAGCUGCAGAGCAGGGGUGGAAGAUGUCAGAAUCACUUCUUAAUCCUGGCCGAGCUCGGCUCCAUGGGAGUGAUAAAUUGCGAUGAAAUGCUCACAUUUCUGCAUUGGUACGCAAAGCUGGGCUUUGACUCUAGUAAGGUGCUUGGCAAAUGCUUCUACUGCCUCAGACACACACAAAAGUUGAUCAGCAGACGAAGAGAGCCCAUAUGACAAAGAGGGCUGGUGGCACUAUACCUAUGGGGGACCAUGGAAACCAUGGACUCUCAUUAAGGUGCAAAAGUAUGAUGCUGCGUGCGCCCUCUGCUUGAUGAAACAUAAACAUACCCAAAGAUGGCAUGGUGCAGUAUUGAGUUAUAAAGGGAUGUUUUGUUAGCUUGGAGUUGCAUAGUAGUUGCACAUAGAUACGUAUAGUUUUUCUGUUUCUCCUUUUGGUCGGGGGUUCCUUUUUGCUUUGGGGUGUGGAGGUUUUUUGUUUUCAUUUUUAUAGUCUUCUUAGUGUCGCCAUGUUAUGUUUACGCUGAAUACCUUGGAUUCUUUCUUUAAAUCAAUAAAACUUUACUUGAGAAUA
Alnus glutinosa is the source of this 2334-nucleotide messenger RNA. Its product is annotated as protein root UVB sensitive 6. NCBI's taxonomy places the organism in Eukaryota, Viridiplantae, Streptophyta, Magnoliopsida, Fagales, Betulaceae. The transcript is spliced from 13 exons. The record is from RefSeq and is a predicted model, not a curated record. The coding region runs from base 305 to 1852 and encodes 515 amino acids.